AUGUCUGAACCAGCUCAAUCUAACGGUCAAACCCCAGACGUUAAGCCCGAUGUUAAGCCUGAUGUCAAGACUGAAACUCACAUCAAUCUAAAGGUUUCAGAUGGUUCUUCCGAGAUUUUCUUCAAGAUUAAGAGGACUACUCCUUUGAAGAGAUUAAUGGAAGCUUUUGCUAAGAGACAAGGUAAGGAAAUGAAUUCUUUGAGGUUUUUGUAUGAUGGGAUUAGAGUGCAAGCUGAUCAAACCCCUGAAGAUUUAGAUAUGGAAGAUAAUGACAUUAUUGAAGCUCAUAGAGAACAAAUAGGUGGUUCAUUUGCAUGUUAA
Molecule: messenger RNA, 321 nt
Organism: Naumovozyma dairenensis CBS 421
Lineage: Eukaryota; Fungi; Ascomycota; Saccharomycetes; Saccharomycetales; Saccharomycetaceae
Gene: SMT3
Product: SUMO family protein SMT3
Exons: 1
Coding region: 1-321 (106 amino acids)
Biological process (GO): protein sumoylation
Cellular component (GO): nucleus; septin ring
Molecular function (GO): protein tag activity; ubiquitin-like protein ligase binding
Source: RefSeq, a predicted model, not a curated record